AUGCGGGUCGCGCUCCGGCCCCACCGACCCGGAGGACCGCGCCUGGUGCGGCACGGGCAGGCUUCGGAGUCCGAAGCCCCGCACCCAGGAGGACCCCGCCAGGCCGCGCCCACCAAUCACCGCUCGUCGACGGCGACGCAUGGGCGAUGGGCGGGGCCUCCGCGGCGCCCCGCCCCGCCCCAGCCACCGCGGGUUACUCCGGGUCGAAACCCGAGCAACCCCUGUCGCGACCCCCACUGGCUGCAGAGGGACAGCAGCGGUGCGGGAGGAGGCCAGGGUCCAGCGGGGUCGGGGACCCGCCCGGGAGAGGCCUCGGCCGAGGGAGUGUUAGAGCCGCUGUUCCCUGUCUCAGUCCGUUGGUCCUGGUGCAGCAAUAUCCAUCCCGUGAGCCCGCUUGGAACCUGUGCCCGACGCUUCCCAGUUCCUUCUUGCAGACUCUUAAACUGCACGGUCUGUUGUGGCAUCAAGAAGGCUGCUCGAGAUGAGGUCAAGAGAGUAGCUGCUAAUGAUGAACUGAACUUUUGGAAGGAUUGUCCAUUACAACUGCCUGAUAUUUCAACUACAGAAACCCACUCCUCCAGAAUGACACCAUCAGCCACUUUAAGAACAUUGCUCUUGGAGAAUGUCCUCAAGUGUUCAGUAUUGUCUAGCUGUUUCUGAAGUUUUUAUCCACCCAGAAGCUAGGCAAGUACUAACUCAAAUUUAGGCAUGGGCAGAGGGUUCAGGGGCAGAAGACAUAUGAAAAGGCCACUAGACAAUGAUCCAAGGCAAAUUCAGUUGUCCAACCUAGCUUGAUUCUGAAGGAAGCCAUUGUGAGGUACAUGACAUAGGAAGGUUACAGGGCUCAUCUUGUGGGUUCUCUGGGGUUGGAGUCAACUGUACACCUCAACCUAUUUCUCAUACAUCCUCACAGCCAUUCACCCAGUUCACAGUUUAGCAAGUGUUAUGAGUGUUGGCAUCAGUCUCAGAGUAAAAAUGGCCAUGCCUGGGGCUGUCACACCUGUUCUAACCUGUUCAGAGCAACUUAUGCUUUUCUGGAAUUAAAAGUCUGCUUGAG
Molecule: messenger RNA, 1057 nt
Organism: Heterocephalus glaber (naked mole-rat)
Lineage: Eukaryota; Metazoa; Chordata; Mammalia; Rodentia; Bathyergidae
Source: RefSeq, a predicted model, not a curated record